AUGGUGAAGGCAGACCCCAAGAGGAACUACUACGCCGACUUGGACCUCCAGCCAGGUGCCGACACAGAGGAAAUCAGGAAGCAGUUCCGGAAGCUAGCUCUCAUAUACCACCCAGACCGCAACCCAGGCCGAGAAGCGGAAUGCGUGCCCAAGUUCCAGGCUAUCCAAGCCGCUCACGAGGUCCUGGGCGACCCUGCCGAGCGGCACAAAUACGACGCGGAGCGAAGUCGACUUAACAUCUACCCCAAUCUCGCAAGACCCAAUGGCCCGCCGCGGGCCUCCUACACUGCCAACACCAACUUCCCGCCUCCGCCGCGACGGACGAACCCGUCUGAGACUACUCCUCGUAGGCCGGCCUUCGCCUCCACCCCAUCAUCCGCUGGCGCCAGUCGGUUCACGAAUUUUCCUCGACCGCCCCCCUCAGCACGAGCGGCAAGGGAGGAUGCAGAAGCAAAGGCGAAUGUCCGCAAUGCCUGGCAAAACAUGAAACCGGGCAAACAUGCGGCAGGUGCAGGACCUGGCCCAGGACCACCGCCCCCAGCUGGGACAGCCAGGUACCGCUCGGCCUCCGACCAGGAGGAUCAAGCAGACAAGGGUAGGACUGCGUGGGAGAAUUUCAACACAGCAAAGCCUGGUAUGGGCAGGAGCAACACCACCAGGACGCCAAAGAAAUCAGGCUUUGAUCCUACCGCCGAGGGCGACGAGCGUCAAGCAGGAAAUGCGUCGUCUUACUACACAAAUUCACGGUACUCGGACCGGCCAGCGCCGCCUCCCCAUGUCCGGCCAGAGGUUCCUCCUACACCCCCCCGAGCAGCCGGUGCACCUCCAACGGCUCGUAGACCUGACCCUAUGGACCAUCUCCGUGACAGAUUGUUCGACGAUGUUCCUUUUGCUGAAGGCAACAGAGACAGAACGCCGUAUGCGAACAGCAGCGGCGAAAGAACUUUCCUAGGCCGCUCUGCUAGUGUCCGCAGUUCGCCGCAUCGACCAGAGUCGUCAGAGACCCCAGAUUCCUUCCGCCCACACCGUCACCGCAGCGCGAGCCCCAGCUCGAGAGCACGACCAGAUGAGCAACCAUUCUCCCCGAAAUCUCAAGUUCCACCGCCAUUCCCUUCGGCCAGCUCCGCGCAUACUCGAGAUCGACUAAGCGGCAAUGCUACGAAACCAUUCUUCAGGCAUAGCUCCAGCGACGAAGAAAGCGACACUGAUCAAAGGCGGAGGUCUGGCGCACCUCGUCCUUGGGAGACUAGGCCUACUCCGAAUGAAGACAAGCAAUACACGGAUCAGACGUACCGACCCAAAGCCGCACCCGCCCCGUCGUGGCAAAAGCAAGACCAUCGAUCGCCACCGGCACCAGCGUACCCGGCGCAGAACGGCACCAAUGGAGGAACAGCCGCCCCUGCCAACGGUAUGGAACAGAAGAGUCAAUCCAAUAUGUAUGCAUCACCUUUCACUAGUGGUCAUCUUCCUUCGCCAGUCGACAGUAGUUCAACUCAUUUCUCUCGAAUAUCAAUGCCGUGGUCAAAGAAGUGGCCGUUCGGUUCGAAAAAGCGCGCAGCAGGAGCUUCAACAAGCCCACCGCGGCCACCAUACUGGGCUAUUCCGUCCAGUGUCUCGCCGGCAAAAAAGGAAGCGAAUAGCGCAGCAACACCAGCGGCUUCUCAACAAGCCGCUGGUUGCUCUUCCACUCUUCUGUCUGAUCAUUCUCAUCUCUUAUCGCCACUUCUGAAGACCUCGGUCACUUCGUCAGGGGCACCAAAUCGCCCUUCAGGUUUGCCGAUGGACCCCAUUUUCAAGUCAGAGUUUGUGCCGACCAGCGAACCCUUAGCAGAUGCUGCGGGCGAUUUCACUUUAUCACCUUUUGAGUGCAGCUGUAUGGCUAACGGGUAUAUCAUCAGCAGCUUCGACUUCCUUGCUACCGACAACACGUUCUCACCAUCCCAAGCCCAGACUUUUAAGAGUCGUAGCCAUGAAAGCGUCAACACGACUUUCAGCCCAAGCGACUGGGAUGGAAAAUUCACUGGAGCUCCGGACUAUUUCGCCCAACCUCCGCCAACUGCCCGGAAAGAGAGUAGAGCAAGAGUCUCGCCCACAAGAGGCCGGACACAGAGCAGAGCCGUGCCGGUACCACCUCCGCCUCCGCGGAGCACCGAGGAUCUGAAUUCGAAGUCCGGACUUCGGCCACCUAUGAACGGGGCUGUCAACAGCCCAUACAACGUGUCUUCUGAUAGCUUACCAGGGGGUGUCAAGUUUUCGCAGGAAGAGUGGGCCAAGACCUUUAAAGAGCCUAGCUGGGUUUAUCCGCCGCCAAAGGCACCAUCUCCUACCAGACCCUCAUCAACUGGACGGAGGACGAAAACUCCAGCAGUACGGAAGGCAUCUACCAGUAAACCGAAGAGCUCGUCCAUACCACAGCCAACAAGUGUGAGCGAUGCCGUCGAUGACUUUGAGGAACCGAAUCGCACCACAUCCCGAGACCCUGAAGGCCUCUACGCGACUGCGAGCAGAGACAGUAACGCCAUGGACAUUGACACUGAGAGUCCCAGGCCUUCCGUCAGCAACAGCAUGCCGCCACCGCCUCCAGGGCCGCCACCAGCAACCCUUUCUACCACUACGUCUGCCCCGGCGACCGCAGGUCCUCGCCUGGUACCUGUUCAGCCAACCCGUCCAGAGUGGCGUGAUGAUUCAGCCUCCAUGCGCGAUUCCAAAGUCCCUACUACGGUCUUCUCUCCCACCGAGCCCUCAAAGAAUACCGUUAACCUUACCGACCUGAAAAGUGUUGCUCCCUUCGCCGCCAGUGCAUCCGGCCUGCAAAGCACAGAUGAUCUCGCCUCCUCUCUGCCCUUCGAAUCCAACCCAUCUCCCAACCACCCAACCAAGUCAUUCGCACCAAAGGAACUGCCUUUGCCUCAACCUCCGAAAGCGCCAACGCCACCUGAGCGGUUAACGCAAAAGAGCUGGGCAGACCACCUCGGCUACUUCAGCGCCUACAUGAUCGAAUGGAACAAAUACAACCGCAACAUGCUGAACCACUUCGAGGCCAGACAAGCGGCGGCCGAGAUGCUGAUGAGCCCCGUUAACCCUCAUCAUCCUAAGCGCGAAGGCGGUGGUUGGCUGGGAGCGAAGGGCGAGGGCGAGAAGGGCGGUUUCAAGAGCUAUCUGCAGGCCCUUACGGAGGAUGAGAGGGUCAGGAUGCAUUGGACAGUUUCGUGCGAGAGGCAUAAGGAUGCGGUACAGCGGCUGGGUGGAUUGAGGGAGAAGGUUUUAAGGGCCAAGGUUUUACCGGUGGCUUGA
Molecule: messenger RNA, 3294 nt
Organism: Coniosporium apollinis CBS 100218
Lineage: Eukaryota; Fungi; Ascomycota; Dothideomycetes
Exons: 2
Coding region: 1-3294 (1097 amino acids)
Cellular component (GO): cytoplasm
Source: RefSeq, a predicted model, not a curated record